GGGAUAUGGUGUCUCAUCAGAACCAUAUCCAAAGUCGCCUGACCCCAACGCGACCAGAAAAUCGAUGUCUAGGGGGGCGGACGACAAGGUGUCUACUCCCAGGAACUCAUGUGUCUACUGUAGGGGAGAGAACCAUAUCAAGAGGGAUUGCCCGGACCUCAGACGGGCAAUAGAAGAGGGACUUGUCGUGCUUGACGACCGCAAGUACGUCAAGUGGGCAGAUAAUCUCGGAGAUGUAUCGAUGUUCCCUUCGAUGAAGGAGAAUAUCGAAGCAAGGAGAAUAAAGACAAGAAAAGGAAUGGAGCCGGUCAGAAGUCAGAGCAUCAAGAUAACCUUUGAAGGGGAUAUGGCAACCACACCGAUAAGGGUGGCAGCCACCAAGUCGUUGAAAGGGUCUACAUCGAAGAAAACUGACACGGACUACGUGAUGACAGAGAGAGACGGGCAGCGAAUUGAUGGAGAGGAGGUUAUCCUUUCGCCGCGGAAACGGGGAGUGAAGAAGUUUUUAAUGAAGAGUUCGCUGGAUGAGAUUGACACGGUCGAGCCGCUAAGGAGGGCUCUUCGACAGUCCAUGCAAUGCUCUAUUCUGGAGUACCUAGCGGCAUCGAAGCCGGCUCGCGAUGAGUUACAGAUGAUCACGCGCAAGACUCGCAUACGUCUAUCAGAGGAGGAGCAAGGGGCCCCUAAGGCGGAAGCUUCUACAGUAGCAGUGACGGGGGUGACUGCAAGAGCGGAUCGCAUGGCAACAGUCCUUCUAGAUGGAAUGGAAGGCGUGCCUCCAGACAAAUUUUAUAUACUUGGUAGUGGGGCAGUGGAAACAAUUAUAAACGAUGGAGCGGUACUUGAUGCUGUGAUCGAUAACGGCAGUGAGGCAGUCAUCAUAGACGAGGACCUGGUAGUACAGGUUGGACUGGGCCUCGAUAGAUCAUACCUAUUCGAGAUAGAGACUGCUGAUGGUAGAAAGCAACAGAUCACAGAGCCCCUCCCCGGGUUUCCUCACAGCGGCGGUCGCGGAGGUGGUCGUCAGGGCGGCCGCGGGCGAGGCGGACGUGGAGGUCCUGGCGGGAGGCGUAGUGUCGCGAGUCGUGGAAGGGCAGUGGACGAGCUAGUACGCAAGCCUCGACAGCGAUGGGAUGAGGGAGACUUUUUGUACGAGAGCUCGUCCAGCGAUGACGAGGAUUUCUUCGGGACUGGCAGGCCUGCACAGGAUGGCGACAGCAAUUUCGAUGACCAUCACCCGAACAUGGGCGACGACGAUGGCGCCAGUGGCGAUGAUCACGGUGACGGAGGAGAUAGGCCACGCCCUGCACAUGGUGACACGAUGCGCGCCGACGGGGCAGGGGGCGAGCACCGCACAGCAGUAGAUGACGCUCGAGAUGGAGUGCAUGAGGAUGGUUCACGACCUAUUCCAGUUUCUGAGGACUCUUUCAGCGAUCACGGCGGCGAGGAGCGGAUCGAGCUGCAUGGCGGGAGCGGUCAUCCACGAGGUGACACUUCGAGUAUGCACGCGACAGCUCCGAUGGGGCCUUCCGCAGCAGUCCCAGAAUCGCAACAGGGUCCAGCACCGUUGAUGCGUCAUCCCAAGGUUCAUGGAGAGAUCAGUCCUCUCCCGGCAGUGCGGGACGAGGGUUCUGUCGGUGCACUGCAUCCACUCACGUCUGCCGGAGUGGCAGUCUCAGUUGCAGCGACCUCGGAUGUGRGACAACCACUGGCAGCGGCGGAGCAAAAAAGUAUGCUCCCACCUCGCAGUGUUCAACCGCGGCCACCGCCUGCAUUGAUGGAGGGGAGUCAGGGGACCGUUGUUGUGUGUCAAGACGACGAUCUCCCAGAACGUGAUAUCUCACACACUCCCGCAGCCGAGCAGAGCGCCGUAGACCAUGUCGGCCUCGCAUGCCCCACCGGCAGUCUUCCGGGUACAGGCGAGUUAGUGACCAUGGACUCUGCGCUUGUUUCUCUACCGGACUUGUCGACGUUGAUAUCCUCAGGUCUACCCCAUGUGUCACCGCCCAAGCCACAACAGCAUGUUGUUAUAGAGCGUGGAUCGGACGGGUUUGACGUGGCAGGAGGCGAUAUCGCCGAUAUGAUUACGAGCCCAAUGGUGUCUGCCACGCCCACAAUUUUUCGUGUUGGCAAACUACGCGAGGUGGCCCUUGGUUUGGCGGAGACCGCCACGCGACACCGCCGCGACGGUCAGCGCAGCAUCGCGCAACGCAGUCUUUCUCAUUCGUUUGACGGCGCAAAGGAAGUGUCUCCGGGUGGGCCAGUUAACACACUCGAAAGAGAAGCAAGACCCCCAAGUCCGCCGUCAAACUUAGAGCAUCAUCCGAUUGCCGCGGCUGUCGGCGCAGAUGCGGGCGUCCYCGUCACAAACAGURGCGCRRACGCGACAGAACAGCUUGUGGUUGGGUCAUCGGCGACAGCACGRCGCGACARARCYACURUUUUGCCGACAGUGGCAUUYUAUGCYAGCGGGAAGAGUACUGGGGGGAUGGAUGAGCAGGGAGUCYGGAAUGUUGGYAGGCCAUCUGCACCGUCUAUKGGGAAACRAUCCAUUGGGAGUGUGGAUGGUGCUCGGCACACCGCCAUGGCCGAGUUUGAGGACCGACACGGGAGUGCUUUGCCGACGAAGACGUCUGAUGUCCAUGCUACGAGAGCCUCAAAGGCGAGUCUUUCUCGGGUAAGGAAGAAGGCCUCGGCAAGGAAGGCGUCACGUUCAUCCUCACAUAUGCGUUCCCGAGAGAGAGGAUCGGGCGUUGUGCAUCUCGAKGACGGAGAGAUUGCACCUGACGGCGACGCAUUGGAUGUUGGAGGGAGGGAUGCAACGACGACGGAUAUCGUCGGCAGGGAGGGCACAGGGAAUGCAGUGGCAGGUCAGAAGAGACGCGGCAGUGUACUUAUUGUCCACGACGACAACACAGAUGUCGCCCGGGGAGAGACCACAGGCGCUGAUGAUGCAGGGGACUCCGAUUACGUACCCAAACCACGGGCGGCAGAUGGAGAUGAUGGAGGAGGGCGACGAGUGAGACCGAGGACACGACUCGGGCCGCAAGGGCAGCGAGCACAGGGAACACCAUCGGCGAUGAUUCCUGCCCCCAUAGAUCGGCGAGCUCAGGCGCAGCGGUUGCUGCGCAAAAUGGAGGCCACUCUUUAACAAACGCACGGGUUAUCGCUUGGCCGC
Molecule: messenger RNA, 3178 nt
Organism: Chara braunii
Lineage: Eukaryota; Viridiplantae; Streptophyta; Charophyceae; Charales; Characeae
Source: the annotation of a GenBank genome assembly